AGAUGCAAAGCAAGGAAUAGCAAAGUGUGCUGAUAAAGUCAGCCAGCUCUCUCGGGAAAAGGAACGCUGCAGCAGCUCUACGAAACAGAGGUACUUGUGAAACAAAGGUGCUCUGCUGUGUGACCUGAGCGAAGGAUGGAAAGCAGCAUCAGAAGAACCGCACUGCUGGUUUGCUGCCGGGCUCAGUGGCAGAGGCCUGUUUUCACUUGAGGCUGCUGCAGAGCUGUGACAGCCCCUCUUCUCCAAGGGAAGGGGAGGAAGCUACUGAGUUCUCACUGUCAUCUUUUGGAAGUUCCUUUUCAUAUUUCCCUGGCAAUAGCAAAUGAUGGGAAACAACAGGGGCUUUUUCUGCCAAAACUGAAGAGACUGCUUGUUGCAGACGCCUGGAUUGUGAGAUGGCCCUUGGAGAUUCCCAAAUGGUGGGGAUCCCCAAGAAACCUGUCCCUGGAGAUGCCCACCAACGCUCCCCCAGCCAUGACCCUGCGUCCUGGAAGUUUCAGCUCCUGGCCUGCCCUGAGGUGAGGGCAUUAGACAAACAUGUCCUGCAGCUGGCACCGAGGUACCUGCGGAGCGAGUGCAGCCAGAUGCAGUGGCUGAUGCUCAAUGCCCUCAUCACCACCUGCGACGAGCCCUCGAAGGCCAAAAGCAUGUGGAUCCUGCAGGAAAGCCUCCUGGAGCUACUGCAGGACCUAGAUGACGAGGUGGUCGAAACGAACCUCUCCUUGCUCAAAAUGAUGCUCCAGGCUGCCAACAGCCCAGUUUGCAGCACCCUCGUUCUGGAGCUGACUGGGAGGCUCCAGCCACUCUUUCACCACACCACCAGCAGUGUGCAGCUGCUCUCCCUUGAGCUCUUCCAACGUCUGAUGCAGUCUGUCAACAAAAAGGAAAGACAGCCGAUGAAGACACGGGUGUAUGAGAACGUGAUCGAACUGCUCUGCCUCCUGCAUGACGAGAGCCCGGAGGUGGCAGAGGCCUCUCGGGUAACCCUGCUUGGAGCUGCCGCCUUCCUGAAGAAGAGGAGGCUCAGAAAGCUCCUGGAGAAGAGGAAGACAUUGGAAGUGGGCAAGUACCUGCUGUCAGGGUGCGGCAGCAGAGCCGCGCACUAUGUGCAGCAGGCAGCGCGGUGCCUUUGGAGCCAUCAGCAGCCCAUACGAGAGGCGGCCGUCAGGUUCCUGGGGCUCGCCGGGCAGCACCUGAGGGGGCAUCAGGAAUUGCUGCAGCCCAUCCAUGAGGCCCUUGAAAACCUGCCAGAAGACACCAUCUCGUCAGUAGCAAACCUGGCAGCUCAAACGCAGUGCACCCUGAGAGAUGCAGAGAGAGCAGCUCCCUCCAGACUCAGCCUGCGAGAGUGGCUCCGCAGGGCCUGGAGCAGACGGCCUUCUCUCUGGGCCCGUCGCUGACCGGGCAGCUGCAGCUCUGAGCGGGGCCCAUGCCAGGGGCUAUUCCAUGAGCUCCUCCCUGUGCUCCAUGGCAAACCUUGGACCUACCAGCAGUUUUCUUUUGCAUCGUUGCUCAGUAGUUUAGACACCGAGUUUAGCACUUGGGUUUCUUCCAGUUUGUGUACGUUUGAUUUUCUGGCUUUCUUCACCCUGUGAGAACCAUUUUCUACAGCUGGAAACUCUUUGUUACCCUUCAUGUCAACAAACCUGGAUUUGUUCCGUGUUGUUUGAGGGAUGCAAAGUGCUUUGGUAAAAACAAUAAAGCUCCG
This is a messenger RNA of Colius striatus (speckled mousebird), 1708 nucleotides long. RefSeq lists its product as uncharacterized. The transcript has 7 exons. The coding region runs from base 396 to 1400 and encodes 334 amino acids. Gene Ontology annotation, cellular component: cytoplasm. Lineage: Eukaryota; Metazoa; Chordata; Aves; Coliiformes; Coliidae. The record is from RefSeq and is a predicted model, not a curated record.